AUGGCUUUGAAGAAUCAAAGACAAUCGGCGCGCGAAGCGUAUCGAGAAACCCUUGACAGCCAUGUUUGCCAUACAAUUCGACGCAAAAUACCUCCCGUUCCAAUGGAUGCACAAGACAUAGAAUUUCCCCAACAACAAGAACCUGAAUUGACCGAGCUCGACGAAGAUCUUGUCGGAAUAGACUCUUCGGACCACGUGUUUCUUAACAACACAUUUUGGCCCCGUGAAACAGGAUUGCGAUUUGCGGCCAUCAGAGAGGCAAGAGAUCAAAACCAACGUUUCGCAGCCGCCACAGAGGAACAGUUCGACACUUUGUGGGAAGACUUUGUGAAAUAUUGGCCUCGGAUGUUCUUCCGAAUGCGCGGAUUCCUAUCACCUAACCUUCUCGAGGAUCGGGUAACGAUUCGACCCAGUGAUGUAGACUACUCAGGUGAUGUCGGCAUGCAAUCACUGUACGGUUUUCUCCAUAUAGCUCAUAUAAACUGGCUCAGGAACACGGGCAGAGGUCUGAAACACCAGAAAUGGGCCGAGAUGAUUUCCCCGUCCAAGAAUCAACCUCUGAUGAAGCAUGUUAAAUCUAAAAUGCAUAUCCUCAAGGUAUAUCCUGCGUCGUGUCAUGCUCGAGACCAAGCUUUGCAAUAUUCCGACGAAAUCUUUGUAAGGUACAAAAUAAGUGCCUUACCGCUUAAAGACAAGUCUGAAGUUAGCCUCAGCUCCUCAAUUUUGUCCACUAAAGAAUGUCUCGAGGUUGCGCGCUCAAUCGAUACGUUUACUUUCCUAGAUCCCAAGACGAACUAUGUUUCACGUCUCACCCCAAAAGAUUUUUUUCCUUUUUACGAAACAUUGGAAGACACAUGGUUUUACCAGCAAGAGGUAGCGCGAGAUGCUGCAUUAAUGGUCAAUGAUACGAUUCAUAGCGGUCUCGAAGACCUUGAGGCCAAGAUGACACAGAUGGUGCCCAAGACGUUCGGCGAGCUGCGCAAAGCUCUCAACAGUCGCGCAUCCAAUUUCAGCAGUCGAUCAAUCAAUAUUAACCAGAAUAUGGCGGGAGAUGGUCCUGAUGACAAGCCGAUUGAAGAUUAUUUUCUUAACUGGCUUCGGGAUGAUAUAGCCAAAACGAAGCACAAGCAGCCUCAAUGA
Messenger RNA from Fusarium venenatum, 1140 nucleotides. NCBI's taxonomy places the organism in Eukaryota, Fungi, Ascomycota, Sordariomycetes, Hypocreales, Nectriaceae. The record is from RefSeq and is a predicted model, not a curated record.